ACUUGCGCAGCAGUUCCGCUUCUCCCCGACGCAGCAACAAUUAACACGCCAGAACGGCAGAGAGAGAGGAGACGGUACAUACAAAAAAAAAAGAAGACUUCUUGCCACCAACCGCAUCCCUCUCCGCCGCCAGCGAUGGGGACGGGGUUCUUGUUUUGCCCAAAGUGGCACGGUGCGCUUUGGGUUUCGCUUCUGAUGAUGUUCUGCCUUUUUCACGCCGCCAAAGCAGAGAUAACUUGCAGGUCGUGCCAGCCUGGACAUAAGUGGCGCGCGCAGGAAUUACUGUUGAAAUUUGACAGAAGUGAAUCCUCGGCGGGGUCGACGGGAGAAGUUUCUGGACGCGGGGACGGCGCAUGGGGAGCCCGGGCUGCGAGCGGCGAAAGUCGGCGGCUCCGUUGCGCGGCUGCCGGGUCCUCUGAGUGCGCCCCGGAUCGGGCGGAUUACGCGGAGCCGAGGCUGAAACGGAAUACACGCGACCUGCGCGCAAACGGCGGCAUCGACGAGAGCGGCUACGCGAAGAUUAAAGUUUCAUACGCCAACGUGGGCGGUCAGCAGAGGGCCAGCGACGGUGCCAGUCCCCCCGCCGCCGCCGCCGCCCGACGCAAAGCGCGCACCGGGAGGAACAGCGCUGGUGAUGGACGCGUCGGAUCCCCCGGUGCAGCCCCGAGUCGGGACCCGGGGGAGGGCUCCAGCUCGGCGGCUGCACGCAGAGUGGCGCGCUCGGAAAUGCGCUGGAGCCGAGAGGAGCGGAGAGCCGGCGGUCCGAGGCAGGAGGAGCCAAAACUUAAUAGUUCUACGUUCGCCUUGACCGGGGACUCGUCUCACAACCAGGCCAUGGUGCACUGGUCCGGCCAGAACAGCAGUGUGAUCUUGAUGCUGACCAAACUAUUUGACUUCAACCUCAACAGCGUGACUGAGAGUUCAUUAUGGAGGUCAACCGACUACGGAGCAACGUACCAGAAGCUGAACGACAAAGUCGGAGCAAAGACGAUACUCAGUUACUUGUAUGUGAGCCCAAACAACAAGAGGAAGAUCAUGCUGCUCACCGAUCCGGAGGUGGAGAGCAGUCUACUGAUCAGCUCCGACGAAGGAGCAACCUACCAGAAGUACCGGCUCAACUUCUACAUCCUCAGCCUGCUCUUCCAUCCCGAGCAGGAGGACUGGAUUCUGGCCUACAGCCACGACCAAAAGCUCUACAGCUCCGUGGAGUUUGGAAGGAGGUGGCAGCUGGUGCACGAGAGAGUGGCCCCCAAUCGUUUCUACUGGUCGAAAAUGGGUUUGGACAAAGAGCCGGGCCUGAUUCACCUGGAAACCAGCAUCUCUGAAGGACAGGCGCUGUACGUCACCUGCAAGCUGCAGAACUGCACCGACGCCAACAAGGGCAAACCGUUCCCCGGCUACAUUGACCCCAAUUCUCUGGUGGUGCAAGAUGAGUAUGUGUUUGUCCAGGUAUCCACCGCGGGAAAGCCGAUCUACUACGUGUCUGCUAAAAGAGACGUCUUCACUCCGAUGAAGCUGCCCAAGUACACCCUGCCUAAGGACCUGCACGUGAUCAGCACGGACGAGAACCGCGUGGUGGCAGCCGUCCAGGAGUGGAACCAGAACGAAACCUACAACCUGUACGUGUCCGACACCUCUGGGGUCUACUACACCCUGGCUCUGGAGAAUGUCGUCAGCAGCAUGGGCCCCGAGGGCAACGUCAUGGUCGAUCUCUACGAGGUAGCGGGAAUAAAAGGGAUGUUCCUCGCCAACAAGAAGAUGGAUAACCAAGUGAAGACGCACAUCACCUACAACAGAGGCAGAGACUGGCGGCUGCUGCAGGCCCCGAGCAAAGACCUAAGGGGCAACAGCAUCCACUGUGUGCUACCGUACUGUUCGCUACAUCUCCAUCUCCACGUGUCGGCCAAUCCCUACACAUCUGGAAACAUAGACAGCAGGGAGUCGUCGCCGGGGAUCAUUGUCGCGUCAGGCUCGUUCGGCUCAGAGCUGACCGCCAGCAACGUCAGCGUGUACAUCACCUCGGACGCGGGGAACGCAUGGCGACAGGUCUUCGACGAGGAGUACGCGGUGCUCUAUCUCGACCAGGGAGGCGCCUUGGUCGCAAUACGACACACUCCGCUUCCCAUCCGACACCUAUGGUUGAGCUUCGACGAAGGACGGCAGUGGAGCAAGUACAGCUUCACCAACACGCCCCUGUUCGUGGACGGGGUGCUGGGGGAACCCGGGGAAGAGACUCUCAUCAUGACGAUAUUCGGUCACGUCAGUCAUCGCUCCGAGUGGCAGCUGGUGAAAAUCGACUACAGGUCCAUCUUCAACAGGCGGUGCACGGAGGCGGACUAUCAGACGUGGCACCUGCACAACCAGGGUGAGCCGUGCCUCAUGGGGGUGAAGAGGAUCUACCGGAGACUGAAGGCCACGUCCAGGUGCGUCAUGGGGAAGACGUACUCCGUGUCGAUGACGUCGGGCCCCUGUGAAUGCGCCGAGGCCGACUUUGAGUGUGAUUAUGGCUACGAGAGACGGACCAAUGGAAAGUGCAGCCCCGCCUUUUGGUUCCAUCCAUCAGCGAUGUCCAGGAGCUGCACCACGGGGAUGACUUUCCUCAACAGCACUGGCUACAGGAAAGUGGUCUCCAAUAACUGCACAGCUGGGGUCAGUGUGGAGUACACUGCCAGGAGGCAGCAGUGUCCCGUCCUAGCACCCAAAGGUCUCCACCUGGUCACCAGCGAGGGCACGCUGACAGCCACGUUAGGCGCCAAUGUCACCUUCCUGGUUUUUCUGGAAGAGGGCGACGGGGCGAGGACAAGCAUCACUCUGGACUUCGGAGACGGCCACGCUCUGACAUACUCCAACGUGAGCUCCAUCGAGGAGGGCAUCAAACACAUCUACAGAGCCGUGGGGAUCUACCGGGCGACGGCUACCGGGGAGAACAGCCUCGGUUCAGAGACCACCGUGCUGUACCUGCAUGUGACAUGUCAGCUGGAGUAUAUCCAUCUCUCGGCUCCCUUUGUGGCGGUGAGGAAUAAGGAAGUGAACCUGACCGCUGUUCUGUGGCCCAGCCAAGUGGGAACGGUCACCUACAUCUGGUGGAUCGGAAAUAACACGGAGCAGCCAGUUAUCACCCUAGAGGGAAGUGUAGCAUGCACGUUCUCCCGGGAAGGCAUCAACACAGUCACCGUGCAGGUGUCCGCGGGGAACACUAUUCUGCAGGACAGAAAAGCCAUCGCCGUCCACGAGUAUUUCCGAUCUCAUCUGCUCGCCUUUUCAUCAAACCUCGACGACCACAACCCCGAUGUCGCCGAAUGGAGGCUGGACGUGAGCCGAGUCAUCAAGAACUCUCUGAUCCAGGCUACAGGCGUGAGAGAGGAUCAGCUACUGGUCACCGUCCUGCCAGGUUUGCCCACCGCGGCAGAGUUUUUCCUCCUGCCUGACAAACUGCUAACCGAGGGGAAGCCAGAGAAGACCUCUGCUCAUUUAGAUCAGCUCUCUGAGGUUUUGCUGGGCGCCUUGAAUCAGAACCUUGUCCAGUUCACAUUGCGGCCAGGGGUCCAAGUCACCGUGUAUGCAGCACACCUAUCAGCAGCGCCCCUAGUGGACACCAGCGAGAACCACAGUGGCUCUGCCAUGCUCAUGCUGCUCUCGGUGGUGGUUGUGGGCUUAGCCGUCUUUGUCAUCUAUAAAUUCAAGAGGAAGAUCCCAGGCAUCAACGUCUAUGCGCAGAUGCAGAAUGAAAAAGAGCAAGAAAUGAUGAGUCCAGCGAAUCCAACAGAGGCAACGCCCGGCUCACAGCGGGACUUGGUGCAUUCUUUGGAGACUCUGGACACCGAGUUGAACUCACGGCCCAUCGAAGUAAAACGGUCCGGUCAGGGGAUGAGCGAGAACUAAACAAAAAUGAGCACAAUGGAAAGAUGUAUGAAACCUCAUGUACAUGUGAAAUUCUCCACAGAGCUCCCCACGUACAUCGUGUGAACUUUGGACUGGAUCACCACUCCAGCUGCAUCAAUACUUUUUUCUAUUUGUAUUUUUGUCUUUCUUUUUUUUCUGUUCACCAUUUGGGACACAAUGGUUUUGAGCUUUACACAUACCUGUGCAUGUUGGACUCUGCUGACACAUACUGUACUCUCAAACCAGAAGAGACUGUAUACAGGUUGUUUUUUGUUUUUUUUUACAUUUCUUUUAACAUUAUGUCUGACAACAUGAAACAUUUAAAACAUUACAUUUAUUCAAGUCAGACACAAUCCAGAGGGUGCGGCAGCAUGGACCAGCGAGGGAGGAAAUGUAAUCAGCCACAAUGUUUUAAUUUCGCCUAUAUACUGUAUCUGAGAUUGAUUUGCUGUUCCAAGAAGAAAUGUCAGUAGUGUAUAAUUUAUUCAUAUCAAUAUACUUUUAUGAAAUAUGUUAUGGAAGUGAACAAAACAUUUAUUUUGUGAAUCAUGAAUGUCAAUGUUAGAAAUUUGUGUAUUUUAAUAACAAAUGUCAUACUAAACAUAAAUACUGUUAUAAAAUAUGAAUAGGGUAUUUCAAAGCUUUUGGUCCGUUGUCUCUUGGAAAGCUGAUUUAUGGCACAAUACACAUUUUUUACUGAAAUAUUUCACCUUCUUUUUCUAAUUUUGAUUUUAUUAACAAAAAUACAGGGUUUGGUUUUCUGAAUUUAAUUUAACCUUUGCUGUUAAUCUAAUGCUACCUGGUACUAUUUAAGACACAUACCAGUUUGUAAAAAUGUUAAGUGCAUCAGAAUAAGAGAACACUUCGCGGAAGAGGCGCCAAACUGCACCUUCCUCCCACAACCGAUCCUCCGAGACAUCACCGGACGGUGCAACUUUCACGGCUGCACGGAGAAACGUGGAGGGAGUGGCGACCAGAGGUUCUGUCCCGCAGGGGAAACUGACUCCGAAGUCGUAGUCAGCUGCAAUCUCGACGGCGGCCAGCAUCGCAACGGGAGGCAGAGUACAAUUUAUCGAGGCGAAGAUUUGAGGUGGCAGUUGGAAUGAGAUACAACUACUCUGUGAGACAAUCCAAAGACCACAGCGGAGACGGAGAGACGCACACACAGAGAGAGAGAGAGAGGUUAAGAGAGAUGGAAGAGUGCUUUUGGGGGACGUGACACAUUAAGAGUGCGGCGCAUCGGGCAGAAUAAGAGGAGGUUCGACCUGUUGAAUACUUAAUGUGGCCAGUCAAGCUUAAGGCCGGCUAAGGUCGGUGACACAUUUAGGCUAAUGUCCCGAACCCCAACCCCCCCCCCCCGAGCAGCAGCCGUCUUCAUCCCAGCUCAUUAUAUCGUGCUGUAGGAGCAGGGGAAGUAGAGCGCAGAUGCUACCGCCACACAGAUGGUUGGCUUGUUCAGGGGACUGUCAAGCCCUGUGGUACUUUGUGUGCAAAAAUCCGACGGAUGAAAAACGCCUGAUUGAUGCCUUUCAAAUCUUCUGAGGCUACAUUUCCGGAUUUGUUUUCUCUCCUCUCUUUCUUCUGAGGAGAUCUGGAAAUACAAAGCGAGUGGUUUGGUUUUUUUGUGUCAGUUUUCAAUGAUAUUUUCUACAAUUGCUCAGUUGCAGAAAUCGCCCAAGAACAAAGACCUGCACGAGAGAAGGGGAAUGUAACUCUGGACAAUACAGAGCAGUGACGAUAAGACACUUAAAUGCAUCACAUGCAGCUACUUCAUUUUUUGCAUCGGUGAAGCUGCCAAAUAACAGAAGGACAGGAAGAUGAGAUUUGCCCCAAAAAUGAAGUUUUGUCUUUAGCAGCUGUGAGAGAAGAACAUCAUUAUAACUCUGGGAUUGUUUCUGAACACGUACACAUUGGAGGAAGCUAUAUGGUACGGAGUGUUGGCAGUGACAGUUGAGAACACAGUUGGAGGGGCUAUGGUAUGUUUGUUUUAUUAUUAUCCCAGCAGGACUUCACCACUCUGGAUUUGCUUUGUAGACAGAGGAAGCAGUACAGAUGGUGGCGUGUGCCAAUUCGAGACGUGAAUAUAAUAAAAGAAAAUUCAAGCUUGCUGCACAUGGAAGCUUGUGGCAAGAUAUCAUAUCUGUGUAUUCGCACGCGGAAACACAAAGCGCCUUGAACUGGCAGGUGUCUUUGUGUUGAGCAGUGUUAAUUCGCAGCUUAGUAAGUUAUUACAUCGACAUGAGACAAAGCAGGUCAUUUCUUUUAACUCUCAUCAACCAUGUGCUUCAGUUUCACAAAAAGGAAUCGGAAGGAUUGUAUGACUGGUGUGACUGCUGGUCGGCAGGUUCUUUUCUCCUUAAAAACACAUCUUUUUUGGCACCGGGUGAGUCACUGGGUUGCCUCUUCGAGUUUUUGAGUUGCAAGUGGGCGGCAGGCGUCAAGAUGUCGGGAGCGUACCGGUGUGUGGGCUCGCACGGAGCAGAACAGGUGCUUGUGUUUUGUACAGUACAUGACUUGAAGGUGUGUGUGUGUGUUGCACCGAGCGAGUGAGAUUUAGCGGGACACGCAAACAAUUUGGUCUGCUGCAGUGAUUUAAUAUCCUUUAGAUGAGCUGUGGCGAACGUGUUUGGGAAAAAAAGAAAGAAGAAGAAAGUGUUAACAUUUCAAAGCUGCAUGCAUUCAGCUUUCAUCUCCACGUCCAUUGUAGCUGUGCGUAUCCAUUUGAGGCUGCAGGGCUUGAUUUGCAAUCAGGUGUGAGGUGGUUUAUCUGAUCCCGUUGCAUGGUGUAUAAGGGUGAUUCAACUCGCUGCUGGUUGGAUCUUUUGUUGAUCGGCAACACCAGCGAAAAUGUCUCGCAGAUGUAGCAAUACAAUAAUGACCGGGUCCCCUAUAGAAAGUGACGAUGCGACGUCGUGCAACGGGAAGAUUUAGUUCACGUUUUGCAUUCGGAAAAAUGUUAAUCCCCACAUCUCUCUGCCUGGCUCAGAUUUGAAACAGCUCGAGGGGAGACGUGUAGUUCAGUACGCUGUAACCACAGACCUGCGGUCAAAAGCAGCACACUGCUAAUCCUAACCCUAACCCAAAGGGAGCAGAAAGCGUCUCCCGGCCAGAUCAGGAGGACUGUCGUGAAUGCAUGCAUCUUCCUCCCUCGAGGUUCCCUGGGAGGAGGACAGAUCAAACGGGCAGGAAGUCCCGCAACGUGAGGCGUCUCUGGCUUCCUGGCUGCGAUGAGCUGCGAUGUGACAGCACCCAAGGGUGUGGGAAACGUCGUCAAAUUGGAGGACUUGCUUUAAGCCACACUCUCUCCCUCUCUCCUUCUUAAUCUCCCCUCCCCGCAGGAUUAGCAAGAUUAUUAUUUUUGUAGGGAAAUAUUAAUAAUGAUAAUAAAAAAAGAGUUUUAUUACUGUACAGCUUUUGUAUGAGAACAGACGGUAAGGUGUUAGUGUUUUUUGUUUGACCUCAACUGUGCUGUGUGUAAUUGUUUUAUGCAUUUACAAUCAUAUUUAUUAAAUGGAAAGAAGUCUGUUAACUGUUCUCAUUUUCUUACAAUAUUUGUAAAGAAAUACUAUGUAUUUGCGUAAGUAAUAUUCAACCUAUAAA
Molecule: messenger RNA, 7482 nt
Organism: Scophthalmus maximus (turbot)
Lineage: Eukaryota; Metazoa; Chordata; Actinopteri; Pleuronectiformes; Scophthalmidae
Product: VPS10 domain-containing receptor SorCS1
Exons: 28
Coding region: 136-3882 (1248 amino acids)
Biological process (GO): post-Golgi vesicle-mediated transport
Cellular component (GO): membrane; Golgi apparatus
Molecular function (GO): protein binding
Source: RefSeq, a predicted model, not a curated record